Phytophthora sojae is the source of this 1698-nucleotide messenger RNA. RefSeq lists its product as hypothetical. Gene Ontology annotation, molecular function: protein binding. The record is from RefSeq and is a predicted model, not a curated record. The transcript is spliced from 4 exons. Bases 1 to 1698 code for a protein of 565 amino acids. Lineage: Eukaryota; Oomycota; Peronosporomycetes; Peronosporales; Peronosporaceae.
AUGGCGCCCAAGAAGCCCGCGCAGACGUACGGCCGCAUCGCGCUGAGCGACCUGACUGCGUCCCAAACGAGCCAGUGGACCGUGCGAGCUGUAGCCGGAAGCUCGCGGCAGUUCGAGUGCCCGCAGGCCCAGAACAACGCGCCAACUGACCCCGACGUGGCCGCCGCGGCCUUGCGCCUGCAGACGGCGACGCUGGACGAGCGCAGGAGCGUUGGUCUCCGCUGUGGCGCCUGCGACAUCGCGGCCUUCGAGUCUCUGGACGAGCAGUACGCGCACUUCAAGUCGGCGGCGCACUGCGUCAACCUCAACCGCCGAGCCCGAGGCCUCGCGAGUCUCUCGGAGGAGAACGCGCUCGCGUAUCUGGAGCGUCACAGCCAGGACAAGAAGAGCAAGGCAGAGAAGGCGGACGAAGGCUAUAGAUCAUCCUCUUCUUCUUCCUCCUGGUCGGAGGAGGAGGAAGAUGAAGAUGAGCAGGAGAAGGUGGCUACGACCACAGAGCCCGUGGUGGAGUUCUCGGACGGCAAGAGCAUCUUCAAGGUGUUCAAGAACAUUCUACCGGAUGCCGACGAGGAGAGCUUCAACCCGUACGCUUCUCUGGACAAAGUCUGCGCGUCCAAGUUCCGGUGGGCGGUCUUCCUGCUGCGUAGCGGUCGCUUCGCAGGCGCUGUGUUCGAGAAGGACAAGGCACUGUGUCACAAGACGUUCCAGCGGUACACGACCCGGCGGAAGCAGGGAGGUGCUCAGUCUGCAAGCGACGCUAGCGGCAAGGCCAAGUCGGCGGGUGCUACGCUCCGAAGGUACAAUGAAGCCGCGUUGAAGCAGGAUGUGGCAGCGUUGCUGCUGGAGUGGAAGGACGUGUUGAAGGAUGCGGACUUGAUCUUCCUCUCGAGCGGGAAGACGGAGCGCGCGACGUUUUUCCCCGAGAAAAAUGCGGUGCUGCAGCCAGGCGACAAGAGACUGAAGCGGAUUCCUUUUGCUACCUUCCGUCCGACGUUCGAAGAGGUGUGCCGAGUGCGUUCCGACCUCUGCAGCGUUCGGUUCUCGCCACUCGAAGCAGAGGCAUCGUCUCCGAUUGAUGACUCCAAGAAGUCGAAGAAGAAAAAGAAGAAACAACCGAGAGAUUCGCCCUCCAAUGCUGCAGCUAAGGUAGAAACCCCCAAGGACGAGGAGGUGGACGAAGAAGAAGAAGUUCCCCGGAUCAUCCAGCUAGUGAAUGACGGUGACCUGAAGGCGAUCAAGGAGCUACUUUCGAGUGCCGAAGAAAAAGACAUCGAAGUAAACGAGGUAGACGCAAAGUUCAUGUCGGCACUUCACCACGCUGCUGCAAAGAACGCAGUCUCCAUUCUGGAAUAUCUUCUCGAGCAAGGAGCCAACCCGGCCCUUGUGGAUCUUCACAACCGCCCGCCGUACUUCCUCUGUGGAACAAAAGAAGCUCGCAAUGCAUUCCGUCGGUACAUGGCAGAGCACCCAGAUGCGUGGGACUACGCGACGGCGCAGAUUCCCGAGGGUCUUACGAAGGCUCGCCAGGAAGAGCUUGAACGCAAAAUUGCAGCAGGCCUUGCUUGCGAUUUUUGCGGCAAGUACGCAGGCAAGUCUCCGUUCACACGCUUGGAUUUUAAGUACUGCUCGACGGGCUGUGUCAAUGGACACAAGCGCAAGCUGAUGAGCGAAGCCGCUCUGCGCCGGCUUGGGGGUUGA